Molecule: messenger RNA, 720 nt
Organism: Anarrhichthys ocellatus (wolf-eel)
Lineage: Eukaryota; Metazoa; Chordata; Actinopteri; Perciformes; Anarhichadidae
Gene: tnnt2e
Product: troponin T2e, cardiac
Exons: 10
Biological process (GO): regulation of muscle contraction; cardiac muscle contraction; sarcomere organization
Cellular component (GO): troponin complex
Molecular function (GO): tropomyosin binding; troponin C binding; troponin I binding
Source: RefSeq, a predicted model, not a curated record
UAUCUCUUCCUCAGGGAUAUACAGGAGGUAAGAUCUGAGCAUGACCUCUCUCUGCAUGAUGAUCCUGCAGAAGAAGAUGACGCCAAACCCAAAACAAAGGCAUUUGCGCCACCUAUAGCUGUGCCGAAGAUACCAGAGGGAGGAGACAAAGUCGACUUUGAUGACAUCCACAGGAAGCGUCAGGAAAAGGAUCUGACGGAGCUGCAGUCUCUGAUCCAGGCCCACUUCAUUCAGAGGAAGAACGACGAGGCGGAGCUCGUCACUCUCGUUAACAGGAUCGAGAAGCGUCGUACCGAGAGGGCUGAACAGCAGAGGGUCCGUGCUGAGCUGGAGAAGGAGAGAAUGGCUCAUGUUGCUGAAGAAAAGGAGAGAAAGGAGCUGGAGGAUGCACGUAAGAAGCAGGAUGACGAAUUCAAGAAGAAGAAGGCUCUGACAAACAUGACUCAUCAGUAUGGUGGUGUCCAACAGAGGCAAGAAGGAAAGAAGGGCGCGAAAAAGCAGACAGAGAGAGAGAAGAAAAAGAAGAUCUUGGCAGAGAGGAGGAAGCCUCUCAACAUCGACCAUCUCACUGAGGACAAAGUCAAGGAGAAGGCCAAUGAGAUGUGGCAGUGUCUGAUGACGCUGGAGGCUGAGAAGUUUGACCUCGGCGAGAAACUGAAGAAACAAAAAUAUGAGAUCAAUGUACUCCAGUCCCGAAUCAAUGAGCAGCAGAAGUUGUGA